Messenger RNA from Dama dama (fallow deer), 1721 nucleotides. RefSeq names its product protein arginine methyltransferase 6 (gene PRMT6). The coding region runs from base 60 to 1187 and encodes 375 amino acids. Lineage: Eukaryota; Metazoa; Chordata; Mammalia; Artiodactyla; Cervidae. Gene Ontology annotation, molecular function: protein-arginine N-methyltransferase activity. The record is from RefSeq and is a predicted model, not a curated record. Gene Ontology annotation, biological process: peptidyl-arginine methylation. The transcript has a single exon.
GUCCUGGAGCCCGAGGCGCGGCGCGCAACGCACGCCGGGAGUCGGCCCAAGCCGCCAAGAUGUCGCAGCCCAAGAGAAGAAAGCUUGAGUCGGGGGGCGGCGGCGAAGGAGGGGAGGGAACUGAGGAGGAAGAUGGCGGAGAGCUGGAGGUGGCUGUGCCGCGACCCCGGAGGACUAGGCGGGAGCGGGACCAGCUGUACUAUCAGUGCUACUCGGACGUAUCGGUCCACGAGGAGAUGAUUGCCGACCGCGUCCGCACCGAUGCCUACCGCCUGGGCAUCCUGCGGAACUGGGCAGCGCUGAGAGGCAAGACCGUGCUGGACGUGGGCGCGGGCACCGGCAUCCUCAGCAUCUUCUGUGCCCAGGCCGGGGCCCGGCGCGUGUACGCGGUGGAGGCCAGCGACAUCUGGCAACAGGCCCGGGACGUGGUGCGGCUCAACGGGCUGGAGGACCGGGUGCACGUCCUGCCGGGACCGGUGGAGACGGUGGAGUUGCCGGAGCAGGUGGAUGCCAUCGUGAGCGAGUGGAUGGGUUGCGGACUUCUGCACGAGUCCAUGCUGAGCUCUGUGCUCCACGCGCGGACCAAGUGGCUGAAGGAGGGCGGUCUUCUCUUGCCGGCUUCCGCCGAGCUCUUCGUGGCGCCCGUCAGCGACCAGAUGCUGGAGUUGCGCCUAAGCUUCUGGAGCCAGAUGAAGCAGCUCUACGGCGUGGACAUGAGCUGUCUGGAGAGCUUCGCCACGCGCUGCCUCAUGGGCCACUCAGAGAUCGUGGUGCAAGGCCUGUCCGGCGAGGACGUGCUGGCCCGGCCGCAGUGCUUUGCCCGGCUGGAGCUGGCCCGCGCCGGCCUGGAGCAGGAGCUGGAGGCCGGGGUGGGCGGGCGCUUCCGCUUCAGCUGCUAUGGCUCGGCUCCCAUGCACGGCUUUGCCAUCUGGUUCCAGGUAACCUUCCCCGGAGGGGACUCGGAGAAACCCGUGGUGCUCUCCACCUCGCCUUUCCACCCCGUCACGCACUGGAAGCAGGCGCUCCUCUACCUGAACGAGCCGGUGCAAGUGGAGCAAGACACCGAUGUUUCCGGAGAGAUCACGCUGCUGCCCUCCCAGGACCACCACCGUCACCUGCGCGUGCUGCUGCGCUACAAAGUGGGCGACCAGGAGGAAAAGACCAAAGACUUUGCCAUGGAGGACUGAGCGUGGUCGUCUGUCCCAGCUACCUCCCAAGGCGGCCAGACCGGCGCGGGAGAGGCGGAGGGUUGGAGGAGUGAGGGAGAUUCCACGUGCAAGUAGGGGGCUUUAUCAUCCGUCUCCCUUUCCCCCCAGGGCUCCUGGGGAGGGAGUGACUUCAGUCUCCCUUCCAGGAGAUUCUUCUGGCGAUAUUUAUUAAAAAAAAUGAUUUCGAUUCCCCUGCCACAACCGAAACAGCGUGUUUAUUAAGGGCCCUUUAAACCUCAAAAGCACGUGGUACCAGGCACUCCUUUUUCUAUUUCGUUUCGUGCAAAUGAAAGGGGGAAGAAAAUAGCAGUUUGUGAAGGCUCCAGUCACAUCCCUGACACCUCACACCCUAGUCUAAAGCCAGGGAAAGGGUAAAAGGGUUUAUAGUUGGACUCCAUGUAUUUCCGAUAAGAUGGGAUAUCACUCCAGAGCCAUAUUCUCUCAUUUUCUGAAUUUCCUCUCUUCCCAGGUGCCUCUAGACUACAGUAUUUUGUCCUCUUUUUUUUUUUUUUU